This is a messenger RNA of Lycium ferocissimum, 1592 nucleotides long. Its product is annotated as probable purine permease 5. NCBI's taxonomy places the organism in Eukaryota, Viridiplantae, Streptophyta, Magnoliopsida, Solanales, Solanaceae. Gene Ontology annotation, molecular function: purine nucleoside transmembrane transporter activity. Gene Ontology annotation, cellular component: membrane. The transcript is spliced from 3 exons. The coding region runs from base 209 to 1324 and encodes 371 amino acids. The record is from RefSeq and is a predicted model, not a curated record.
CACAACAAACACCACCAACCAACUUGAAAUGAGUGAUUUAGUCACUUGUAGACCCCAAAAUAAGCACUAUGAUUUGUGGUAUAAAUAUAUCUCAAGAACCCCAGUUGAAAACGGGGCAGACCCAUAAUUUUCUUUGACCCGACCCGAUUAAUUCAAGCUAAUUCUCCACUCAACUUCCUUAAUUCACUAUCCCCUAAAUUUUGGGUUCAUGCAUCAACCAUUGGUUAUUUCAGUUCCGGAGGAAAUAAUGGAUGAAGCGCGGCCGCCACCAAAGUCAUUAAGGCAAUAUAUCUCAGCCUAUUGGACCAGGCUUUGUGAAAUGUAUUACAACAAGCCGAUUUCACACUGGAUUCUUCUGUUUCUAAGUAGUAGCAUCGGGAUGCUUGUUGCGUUCCCUGCUUCUAGCCUCUUGUCCCGUUUAUAUUUCGCAAAUGGAGGGAAGAGCAAGUGGAUAAUUUCAUGGAUUUCAGUUGCAGGAUGGCCUCUGAUCGCAAUCGUCCUAAUUCCUUCUUACUUCUUUCUUAAAGUGUUCCCAACGCCACUUGACUUAAAACUAACUUUAUCUUAUGUUGUAUUGGGAUUCUUGAGUGCUGCCGACAACCUCAUGUAUGCGUACGCCUAUGCCUAUCUGCCUGCAUCGACCGCUGCUCUUUUGGCCUCGACUUCGCUGGUGUUUUCUGCACUAUUCGGAUAUCUUCUCGCGAAGAACACUAUGAAUCUAUCAAUUAUAAAUUCUAUCGUGAUCAUUACUGCUGCCAUGACGAUCAUUGCUCUUGAUUCUAGUUCAGACAGGUACGGAUAUAUCACCGACCGUCAGUACAUUAUUGGUUUUGUGUGGGAUAUACUGGGAUCUGCACUCCACGGUCUUAUUUUUGCCUUGUCCGAAUUAGUUUUCGUGAAAUUACUUGGUAAAAGGUCCUUCCUUGUUGUUCUUGAGCAGCAACUCAUGGUUUCCCUUUUUGCCUUUAUAUUUACAACAAUCGGACUCGGUAUAAGUGACGGUUUCCAGGGGAUGAAAUCCGAGGCAACUACGUUCAAAGGCGGAAAAAAUGCAUAUUACUCGGUUAUCGUUUGGGGAAUUAUCACUUUUCAGUUGGGAGUCUUGGGAGCCACUGCAGUUGUUUUCCUCUCCUCUACUGUCUUGGCCGGUGUCCUUAACGCUGUUAGAGUACCGGUUACAGCCAUUGCAGCUGUGAUAUUGUUGCAUGAUCCUAUGAGUGGUUUCAAGAUCUUGUCUUUGAUUAUUACAUUCUGGGGAUUUGGCUCUUACAUUUACGGCAGCUAUAGCCCCGCGAAAAAGGAAGCUGUGGGAACUAUUUCUUAGUUUUUGCUGUUUUCGCCAUUAUUUCCAUCCUUCACACUAUUGAUAUAAGAUUGGAGAGCACAAUGUAUAUGUAUAUGUAUAUGUACUGGCUGGUUCAGUUGAAAUGGAACAAACCAUUACUACAACUGCUGGGAAAAUGAAGUUGAAACAAUAUAGAGUCUGAAGGAAGCAAAAAAGAUAAACUUUCCUGCCAUUUCACUAUUCCAUUGUAGCAAGAUGUAUUAUACUCUUGUUGAGCUAUAGUAAAAUGUCAAAGUUGAUCCCUAUA